CGCCCUUUUUAACUUUAGCCGCGAAGCUUUCCACCCCAAAAACAAGGCGAAAGCAGAGGCGGCUCCUUGCGGCCGCCGGGAAUCUCGAGCUUCGGCUAGCGUCUUCUCCCGGAUCCUCCUUCCAGGUCGGCGUCUCCCGCCGGCGCCGAGGUGCUGCAGGUUUCGAGGCGGUCGGAACCCCCCGGCUGCGUUCGCCGCAUGAUGUGGUUUUCUCUCUUCCCGAUGAAGGCGUCGACGCGGCUCCUCUGGAGUACCUCCUUCUUCCGCCACAAGACCGCUGCCGUCGCCUUCCUCUGAACCGGCCUACAAGCCAUCCCUCUAUAGAUAGAGUCUGUAUAGAUAUUGCUCCGCGUGGAUACUGCUACCACUGUAGCUGACUUCGAUCUCGCUGGCGACGACUCGGAUCUGGGAUCGGGCGAUGGAUCCUGCCCGUCUGAUCUUUGAUUCCUCCUCGUCGCACCGCCACCACGGGCAGCGGAUGCUCCUCUUGGGAAGCGGCGGCGUUAGUCCGGUGUUCGGAGGGGCGAUAUCGUCACUGGCGGAGGGCGCGAACAAGCGGCGGCCGUUCUUCACGUCGCCGGACGAGAUCCUGGAGGAGGAGUACUACUACGACGAGCAACUGCCGGAGAAGAAGCGCCGCCUCAUGCCGGAUCAGGUACACUUACUGGAGCGGAGCUUCGAGGCGGAGAACAAGCUGGAGCCGGAGCGAAAGAGCGAGCUAGCUCGGAAGCUCGGCCUGCAACCGAGGCAGGUGGCUGUUUGGUUCCAGAACCGUCGCGCCCGGUGGAAGACUAAGCAGCUGGAACACGACUUCGAUCGCCUCAAAUCCUCCUACAACUCCCUCCUCUCCGAUCACGACUCCCUUCUCAAGGAAAACGACGGCCUCCGCUCCCAGGUCAUCUCAUUGACUGAGAAGCUCCAGAGUAAGGCAGCAGCACUGAUGGCCGCGGCUGCAUCAGUCAAUGAUCCUGCGUCCCUGGGCGUCCCAAAAAAGGCCGAGGAUAGGCUGAGCACGGGGAGCGGCGGGAGCGCGGUGGUCGACGCGAACCAGCUGCUGCACAGCAGCGAGGAGUCCUGUCUCCCCGAUGGCUACCAUAGCAUGGGGCCGGUCGAUGGCCGGGUGCACUCGGAGGAGGACGACGCCAGCGACGAGGGGUGCAACUACUAUUCCGAGGAGGAUGCUCAGCUAGGAUGGUGGGUUUGGAACUGAGGAAAGUGAACACUGCUUUGCUCGUCCUCUCCUCCUCCUACUUCCCCUCUACCAAGUGUUUGUGGUUAAGUAACGUUAGGGUUGGUGGUGACUUCAAUUUGUGCUUUGUGCUUUGUGCUUUGUGUCAUGUUUGAAUAGCUGGACUAAGUGGUUAAGAGAUGAACACUAUUUAUCCUUGUGCUAUUAUAUUCUCGUCAUCUUCCUCUUGA
Molecule: messenger RNA, 1419 nt
Organism: Musa acuminata AAA Group (dessert banana)
Lineage: Eukaryota; Viridiplantae; Streptophyta; Magnoliopsida; Zingiberales; Musaceae
Product: homeobox-leucine zipper protein HOX16-like
Exons: 4
Coding region: 419-1210 (263 amino acids)
Biological process (GO): positive regulation of DNA-templated transcription
Cellular component (GO): nucleus
Molecular function (GO): DNA-binding transcription factor activity, RNA polymerase II-specific; sequence-specific DNA binding
Source: RefSeq, a predicted model, not a curated record